GAGGACGAGGAGAACUGCAGGGGGCGCUGUGGUGCGCUGUGGUGGAUGGUGCUGCUGGGUGUGAAGGUAAAAGGUCAGCCUGUGUAACGUGUCCGUCAGCGGGCUGUCACUUCACCGGUGUCGGUCACCAGUCACUCCACCCGCCACCCGCCGGCCCCCGCUGCCGCUACACACUUGUUCACUGGUGCUUCAGCCGAACUCGACCUUCACUCAGAAAAAUGGCGAAAAAGCGAAGGGAGAGACGAGAGGCGGACGGUUUGUCCUCGUCCCAGGAGGAGGUGAAGGCGAACGACAGCGACUCCCAAGCGCUGAAAGAGGCUCAACAUACUGUGGGGGGCUCAGCACGCAUGUCCCUCCUCAUUCUGGUCUCUAUCUUCACCUGCUCUGCCUCAGUCAUGUACCUGGUCUACAGGAACUUCCCAGAGCUUCAGGAUGAUGAAAUGGAGAAAAUCAAGAUCCCCAAGGACAUGGAUGAUGCCAAAGCUUUGGGAACCGUGUUGUCCAAAUACAAGGACACCUACUACAGCCAAGUGUUGGUGGCCUACUUUGCGACAUAUGUUUUCCUCCAGACAUUUGCAAUCCCUGGAUCUAUCUUCCUCAGCAUCCUGUCUGGAUAUCUUUACCCUUUCCCUUUGGCUCUUUUCUUAGUCUGCUUGUGCUCUGGCCUUGGUGCUUCCUUCUGCUAUAUGCUGUCAUAUCUGGUGGGCAGACCCGUGGUCUAUAAAUAUCUCACAGAGAGAGCACGGAAAUGGUCCCAGCAGGUCGACAAACAUAGAGAUCAUUUAAUCAAUUACAUCAUCUUCCUGAGGAUAACACCCUUUCUUCCCAACUGGUUCAUCAACAUCACCUCACCUGUCAUCAAUGUGCCUUUGGGGGUUUUCUUCGUCGGUACCUUUCUCGGAGUGGCGCCGCCAUCUUUUGUAGCGAUCAACGCGGGUACAACACUCUACAAAUUGACUACAGCUGGAGAGGCCGUGUCCUGGAAUUCUCUGGCCGUGCUCGGUGUCCUCGCUGUGCUCUCCAUCUUGCCCGUCUGCUUCCAGAAGAAGCUGCAGCAGAAACUGGAGUAGACCACUGUCAUCUCCUCAGAACCUCAUCUGCUGGCUGAUCCCAACACCCCCUUCACUCAGCUCAGGAACACGCGGCUGUCGCCCAAGUAGCUGCUGGGGCUGGUGUGGUGCUAGUGGGAGAAUCUCUGCCUGCUGGUGCGAGUACUCAUUGACUUCAGAAUGCAUGCAGUGGUGGGUCGUUCCUGUCGUUGAGUAAAGUAUACAAAAACUGGCCGCUUCUUGCACAAGUUUUAUUUUUUUGUUUCUGUGAAUUAUUUCGUUGAUUGUCGCACAUCUUGUAAAUGAGCAUAAUCACAUUUUUAAAAAUUAUAUUCACUGCUUAUUAUCAUAUGAUUCUUGCCAGAUAAUUAAAGGUGCUACUUGUAGGAUGUUGAAGUAAAACACGUUAUUCUGAUACUUGGAUUUAAAUAAAUGCAGGUACCAGUUG
Messenger RNA from Paralichthys olivaceus (Japanese flounder), 1497 nucleotides. It is a transcript of the gene tmem41b, whose product is annotated as transmembrane protein 41B. The record is from RefSeq and is a predicted model, not a curated record. Gene Ontology annotation, cellular component: endoplasmic reticulum membrane. Lineage: Eukaryota; Metazoa; Chordata; Actinopteri; Pleuronectiformes; Paralichthyidae.